Messenger RNA from Phalaenopsis equestris, 2495 nucleotides. RefSeq lists its product as uncharacterized. Gene Ontology annotation, biological process: sesquiterpene biosynthetic process. Lineage: Eukaryota; Viridiplantae; Streptophyta; Magnoliopsida; Asparagales; Orchidaceae. The transcript has 4 exons. Gene Ontology annotation, molecular function: cyclase activity. The coding region runs from base 626 to 2353 and encodes 575 amino acids. The record is from RefSeq and is a predicted model, not a curated record.
UCUUUUAUUUGCAAUAUAUAACUCCUCGGUGCCAUAAAAUUUGAAAUUAGCUGUUUCGAUUGUGGGUUCAAAUUUUCUUCUGGAUCUGUCGUUGUUUCUUAGGCAAUCGGGCGACAUUAUAAAGGGUAUGUGUUCUUACCGUUCGGAAGCAUCUUGAAGUUCCUGCCAGAGUUUUAGAAGGCUUUAAAUUAACUUAUAAGCCAAGAGAGAAGGAGAGGAGAACUAAAAGGAAGAAGAAAGGGAUCAAUUCAAAAAGAGAGGGAAAGCAAGCACGAUAAGCCUUUUUCUGCACAAAAGUUCAACAACUAGGACUUGCCCAGGUUGCAUGAGUUCACUCAAGUUAGCAUAAAUUCACACAUAUUGAUAGGAACUUGCCCUACCUUGAUAAAUCAUGAUGAACUAUUGGAAGUCUAAAAGCAGUAUUCUUCAAAACUCAAGCUUGCUGGUCUAAAGAUUCAGCAUACUCGCUCGUACUUGGGAUCUACUUGCCAAGUUGGUGAGUUCAAAGACGAUCCACAACUUUUUCUUAGCAAGUUACCAUCUGCUCUCCAUCAGCCCUGUAAUGAUGAAGAGAACCCUGGCAUAAUCAAAAGAUAAUUGUGGAUUUAAUUAAAUUUCAAGGAAAAUGGUUUCUAUUUCUAGUCCUAAUGGAAAAUGUGCCAAUGAAAUUCAGGAAGAAACAGGACAAACUACAUCUCCCAAUUGGAAAAAAAAUCAGAUCCCUCCGGACUUGCGGGCAUCUCGUAGAGGACUAUUAGAUGAAAAAGAGAGAAGUAUUAUGGUUCUAAAAUUUUUCAGAUUCUUUCCUAAUAGCGCCAAAUAUUUGAAACUCGGGCCUUCUCCAUCAGCCAAGUUCUGGCAGAUUGCUGAAGAAAAGGAUGAAGUUUCUCGUUCAGUUACUUCAGCUGAUCUAAACCACUCUUCCAGAUUCAGUAUUCCGUUUGUUAGGAAAAUUGAUUGGGCUUCUCUGUGGCAACUCUCGAAAACAUGGAUUCGAAAUCCAAUGAAUAUGGCCCUCUUCAUUUGGAUCCUCUGUGUUGCUAUUUCUGGUGCCAUUUUGUUCAUGGUGAUGACCGGAAUGUUAGACGGCAUAUUGCCAAGGAAAUCCCAGCGAGAUGGCUGGUUUGAGGUCAAUAACCAAAUCCUAAAUGCUUUAUUUACACUUAUGUGCCUCUAUCAACACCCAAAGAGAUUAUAUCAUCUUGUUCUUCUGAUCAGGUGGAGGCCAGAAGAUGUUCUGAAACUCAGAAAGUUGUAUUGCAAGAAUGGGUUAUAUAAACCAAAUGAAUGGGUGCAUAUGAUGGUGGUAGUAUUUCUUCUCAAUGUAAAUUGCUUCGCUCAGUAUGCUUUAUGCGGUCUAAACUUAGGAUACCCUCGAUCAAAGAGACCCGCCAUUGGAGUUGCUAUCUGCCUAUCCGUUUCAAUCGGAGCUCCCGCUUUUUCUGCCGUCUAUAGCAUGCUGAGUCCACUUGGAAGAGACUACGAGACUAACGUUGAUCAAGAAGCACAAACCGAAGUCGUCAAGCCUGCUCAACCCCGGCUUAAGUCGUUCGAAAGAAAAUAUUCGUUCGCAUUGCAGGGAAAUCAACGGGCUCCGGAGAACAAUCCACAAUGGAUUGGAGGAAUAUACGAUUUGUGGGAUGAUAUUUCGCUUGCAUACCUGUCGGUCUUCUGCAGCUGCUGUGUUUUUGGAUGGAACAUGGAGAAGCUUGGGUUCGGUAACAUGUACGUGCACAUCAUGACUUUCUUGCUCUUUUGCAUCGCGCCCUUCUUUAUCUUCAACCUCGCAGCUGUUAAUAUUGAUAACGAGGCUGUUCGAGAGACGCUGGGAGUGGCUGGAAUUUUGCUUUGUGUGUUUGGUUUGCUGUAUGGGGGUUUUUGGAGGAUUCAGAUGAGGAAGAGGUUUAAGCUGCCAGCUUAUACAUUCUGCUGUAACGAACCUUCAGUUUCUGAUUGCUUUCUGUGGCUUUGUUGUUGUUCUUGUGCUCUUGCUCAGGAGGUGAGAACAACAGACUACUAUGAUAUUGUUGAAGACAAAUUUUUCUUGAAGAAUACAACUAAUGGCAAUGGAUUUCCAGUUUCCCCUUUGCGUCGUGAGGAUGCUUUGCCUCCCUAUACAUCAAAAUCUCCGAGUAGGUUCGCUCCGGGGAGUCCUAGUUCUCCCCAUGGAGGGAACUUAAGUCCAUUGGAGUUGAUGAAAGAAUCAACAACUCCAACAAGGUCUCCGGGUAGGUUUGCUCCAGGGAGUCCUUUGCCAGUGGUGGAGGAAGAUGAAUCCUUCGGAAGCUCUAUUGAUCCUAUGAAACCUCCAGUUUCUCCUCUGAUACAAAGAGAAGCCGGUCCAGCGCCAUGAUAUAUAUGGUUUUUUUAAGUACAGGCCUGUAAGUAUGUCUUAGAGACUCGUUCAAUUCUUAUGUUUUUCUUCUGAUCUGCGAAACUGUUUUCUGUAAAUGAUUUCUCCAGUGUUUAAAUGAUAUUUCGUUGAAUUACAGGAA